AUGAACAAAAUAGCAAGACGUGAAGUUAGAAACCAAAAAAUGGCUGAUGAUUUAGUCAUUGUAGAACAAGGUCUAAUCUACGCUGAACUUAAUGAAAUCUUCCAAAAACACUUAGAAUCUGAAGGUUAUGCUGGAAUGGACUAUAAACCUUACUCUACUCCUAUUGAAGUGACUCUUAAGCUAGGGAAGACUUCAGGACUACUAGAGAACAACAAGUUAAGACUUAAGCAGUUAAUUACUCUUAUUCAGAUGAGAUUUGGACUAGCUGAAGGUAGUAUUAAUAUCUUUGUAGAACAGGUGAAGAAUAGGGCUUUAAACCCACAAAUUCAAGCCAAUCUAAUCAAAGAGAAGUUAGCAUCAGCUCUACCCGUCCGUAGGGCUGUAACUGGAGCUUUAAGAACGAUUAUGGAAGGAGGAGCAGCUGGUGCUCAAGUGAUUAUCUCUGGGAAGAUAAGGGGACAAAGAGCAAAGAGUUAUAAAGUAUCUAGUGGUAUACUGUUACAUUCAGGUAAUGCUACUGAGGACUAUGUACGUAGUGCUCAAUCAAGUAUUCUAUUGAAACAGGGAGUAUUAGGGAUUAAGGUAGCGAUAACUUUGAAUUAUGAUGCGACUGGCCGUAAUGGAACGACUGCUCAGCAUCCUAAUAAGAUCACUAUCUUUUCUCCGGAAGAGAUAUUGGAGAAGCAGCAGGUAAAGGCUAAACCCACCAAGGUUUAUGACCAGAAAUAA
Messenger RNA from Nematocida homosporus, 729 nucleotides. RefSeq names its product small subunit ribosomal protein S3e. NCBI's taxonomy places the organism in Eukaryota, Fungi, Microsporidia. The transcript has a single exon. The coding region runs from base 1 to 729 and encodes 242 amino acids. The record is from RefSeq and is a predicted model, not a curated record. Gene Ontology annotation, cellular component: nucleus; cytosolic small ribosomal subunit. Gene Ontology annotation, biological process: translation. Gene Ontology annotation, molecular function: structural constituent of ribosome; RNA binding.